This is a messenger RNA of Drosophila takahashii, 2585 nucleotides long. It is a transcript of the gene TTLL6B, whose product is annotated as Tubulin tyrosine ligase-like 6B. Gene Ontology annotation, cellular component: cilium. The record is from RefSeq and is a predicted model, not a curated record. Gene Ontology annotation, biological process: protein polyglutamylation; microtubule cytoskeleton organization. Gene Ontology annotation, molecular function: tubulin binding; tubulin-glutamic acid ligase activity. Lineage: Eukaryota; Metazoa; Arthropoda; Insecta; Diptera; Drosophilidae.
GAAAACUUCUUCAAGACUAAUUGUUAUACAAAAAAUGUAAUUGUUUAAACGAUUUUUUAUUAAAACUUUGUACACUUAGUUGUUAUUGUCAUGUUAUUCAGAAAAAUCCAUUUCUCUUUUUUUUAAAUAUUCCACAAAAUUGUAUUUAGGAAAAUCUAAGAAUUUAAACUCAAACCUGCGACGCUCUCAGUAGAAUUACGUAUUGAUUUUAGCGUCAUUUCGGUUACAACUAUUUUCAUUUUCGCAACACAACCCAAGCAAAAUAAUACCGUUUUUAUUCGUGAAGAAUUCCGGCUUCCCUUUCAUUGACACGAAACCCUAUUUUAUAAUUAUAGUUUUUAGCCAGUGAUAAAUUUUCCAUUAGUCGAAUCGAAAACGAGUAGCAGCGGCCAAUGCAAUGAAUUUGAAAAAUUCCAAGUUUUACAAGCGGAUUCAGGAGCUGCGCCACUUCUCCAAGGAUAAAAUCAGGAGAGAUCGCGAGCAGAGAACCCGGGUGGUUCGCCACUUGGACAUGGCACUCAGCGAGCAGCCGUGUUCGGAUCGGGAAUGGUUUAGUCCGGGUCAAUCGCCGACGCAACAACCUGCAUCUCCACGGCGACGGGCGAAGAAGUUUCGGAGUCUGAAGAAGAAGGCUUCGGCCAGCAAGGAAGUGGAUGAGAACUCCCCCUAUUUCGGUCACUCUUCGGGUCAAAAUAGUCCGGUAAACGGAACAGAGGCGAAACUACAGGGCUUCAUACAGCUGAACAACACUACUUAUAGGGUGGAAUGUCCCAGUCGAGUGGUUAAUCCACCCAAGAACAUCGAGGAGGAGCACGCAGCCAGUGAAACCAAGAGCACUAUCUGUGUUUCCAACUCACGUUACGCCAUGAUCGGCAAGAUAUCCAAGACUUUGGGUUAUAAACUAGUCAAGGAGUCCAAGCUGUGGAACAUCCUCUGGUCGGAUUCGUUUCCCGGCGUGGAGUUGUUCAAGAACAUGAAGCGUUUCCAGCAGAUCAAUCACUUUCCUGGGAUGAUCGAGAUCUGUCGCAAGGAUCUGCUGUCGAGGAAUCUCAAUCGGAUGUUGAAGCUCUACCCGCAGGACUAUAAGAUCUUUCCCAAGACCUGGAUGCUCCCAGCGGACUAUGGAGAUGCCAUGAAUUAUGCCUUGAACCACAAGCGAACCUUUAUCCUGAAACCUGAUUCUGGGGCCCAAGGACGUGGCAUUUGGUUGACCAACGAUCUAAAGACGAUAGGAGCUCAUGAAAGACUCAUCUGUCAGACCUACGUGCACAAGCCCCUCCUCAUCGAUGGCUACAAGUUCGACCUGCGGGUUUACACCUUAAUAACCUCCGUGGAUCCUCUGCGCAUCUUUGUUUACAACGAGGGACUAGCUAGAUUUGCCACCAACAAGUACGUGGAACCCACGCCCGGAAAUGCCAACGAUCUUUAUAUGCACCUGACCAACUACUCGGUGAAUAAACGCAAUUCGCACUAUGAACUCUGCGACAAUGAUGAUUGUGGUAGCAAGCGGAAACUGAGUGCCAUUAACAACUGGAUGAGGCGGCAUAACUACGAUGUGGAGGAGUUCUGGAGCAAUGUGGAUGAUGUGAUCAUCAAGACGGUGCUGAGUGCUUGGCCCGUGCUAAAGCACAACUAUCAUGCCUGCUUUCCGGGUCACGAUAAAAUUCAGGCCUGCUUCGAGAUCCUCGGCUUUGAUAUCCUCGUAGACUGGAAGCUGAAGCCCUACAUCCUGGAGGUCAACCACUCGCCCAGCUUUCAUACCAACGAACAGGUGGACCGCGAGGUGAAGCGGCCCCUCAUCCGGGACACCCUGAACUUGGUCAGCACAGUGCUGGCGGACAAGAGACAGAUCUUGAGGGAGGAUCGCAAGAGGGUCAAGCAGCGACUGCUCAAGAUCAGGGGAGAGCCGUCAGUUCAGCGACCUCGGGUUGCUGGUGGCGGCACCUCAAAGGCCAAAAUAGAUAUCAAGUCGGGCACGGGAGAACCUAAUCCCAAUAACAUUGAUCUCGAAGCAGAGGCGGAGGAUCAAGGGCCGUUGGCCCAGCAAAUCGCCUGGGAGGAGAGUCAUUUGGGAAACUUUAGGAAGAUAAUGCCGCCACCGGAUCUAAGCAAGUUGGACUACUAUACCCGUUUCUAUGCCCAAUCGAAUCAGGUUUCGAUAUUCGCCGAAACGGCGGCCAGCAAAAAGCGUGAGGAUCUCGCCCGGAAGAUGCGUAUCCAGAUCGAGGAGAAGAAGGCCAAGCAGCAGCAGAUGCUGAAUGGAAAGUUCAAGCGGGAUGCCCGUAAGCGUCAUGUUGUCAUGCUUCCAAGGGCAGUGCGCGAGAAGAAUCGGAUGAAUCUCUUCCGGCUGCGGGAGAAUUGGUCGCCAGGAUUCAUUUCGGAUGCGGAGGAGCGACUGCGUCACACUUGGCUACACAUGCGCUCGGAGGCCAUAAGAACUCUUAAGAUCACCGAGAAUAUCUAUAGCAAUCUUUAUGAAACCGGUCACUUGACAAACACGGAUAUGGUUGUCUAUCCUCAUUUCUAUCACAAUCUUCAGCAUGGUUACGACAUCAGACAAAAUCCCUAAGUGGAUGCAGUUCCCA